AUGCGAGGAUUCGGACUGCGACGAGGUGUCAAGAUCGUCAUUGUCACCCUCGGACUGACAGUAGUCGCCAUUCUUCUGGCCGUGUUGGAAGACAAAUGCGAGACUUAUGAUCCAUGGUCCUUCUUCCUGGACUCCUUGCCAUGGUCAGAAAAGAGCCCCUUUGACGACGUCGUCAAUCCUGUCCAGCAUCAAGGCAUCAUCGUUGUUCCCACGCUGCAUCCCGACGAGGUUUCUUGGAUCGCCGACGAACUUCCAGAAUGGCAAUCCGCAAUCUACUAUUUCGACUCACCCUCCAACAACAGCAACAAUCAUUCCGAACCGGAUCUCGAACGACUGACAACACCAGCCAACAAAGGAAACGAAGCCAUGACAUAUCUCACUUACAUCAUUGAACACUACCACCAACCGAUUCCCGAAGUCGUCGUCUUUGUGCAUUCACACCGCGACGGCUUCUUUCGGGCCUGGCACGUCGACACGGCUCUGCACAGUAACGUCGACUCCAUCCGACAUCUGCGUGUGGACCACGUGCUGAAGACCGGCUACGUCAAUCUGCGAUGCAACCGCAACCCGGGCUGCAUGAAACUCGAGAAACGCAACUCCCACGUGACGGGACAGGUCUGGAAGGAAAUCUUCGCCAACACGUCCACGCCCGCAUUCAGCUCGGAUCCCGAAGGACCGGCGGCGGUCUCGAGUUUUCACGAGUCUCGGUACGAGUAUCCUUCGAUGGACGCUGCGGACAGCCUUGAAUCCGACUUCAUCGACAUCAAAAGUCCCUGCUGUGCUCAAUUCGCGGUUUCAGCCAAGCAGAUUUAUCAGCGCCCUCUGAAUGAUUAUCUCAACAUUCGACAGUGGUUGCUCGACACCACCUUAGAUAAUGCACAUAGCGGGAGAGUGAUGGAAUUUCUCUGGCAUGUGAUUUUUGGCAGAGAGGCCGUUCAGUGA
Exophiala bonariae is the source of this 942-nucleotide messenger RNA. RefSeq lists its product as uncharacterized. The coding region runs from base 1 to 942 and encodes 313 amino acids. The transcript is spliced from 2 exons. Lineage: Eukaryota; Fungi; Ascomycota; Eurotiomycetes; Chaetothyriales; Herpotrichiellaceae. The record is from RefSeq and is a predicted model, not a curated record.